ACAACAUGUAGCCACUUUUGAAAAGCACGCGCUGAAGUAUAACGUAACUGAAUGGGGAGAAAAACUCAAAGGUCAUGGUAGAUGUCGCUAGCAUCGAGUUGGUUUUAUUGUUUUGUCUUGACAUUUGUGAGAGUUUGUGUACGCUGUUUUCGAGUAUUUAAAAGUCUAUAAUGUAUUCCUUUUGGACUGUUCUACAAUUAAAAGAGGAGUUACGUAAAAGAAAUGCAUCUGUCGCAGGGAAAAAAGCAGUAUUGAUUGAGCGAUUAGAAGCAUAUGAUCGAAAUUUUAAUUUUAGUGCUAACCCAGGGCCUAGUACUUCCCUCAGUGACCCACAAUAUCUGUGUCCACCAAUAUCUGCUUACAAAGAUAUAAAUGCAGAUUCGCCUAUUCCUCCUCUCAAUAGACAAGAAAUACAAUCGUUCUUCGAAAGAUUUAACACUCGUCCAAAAGGGAAGGUCAUGUAUGAAGCAAGAUGUUUGUUGACGGCACGAUAUGUUAUUGAAGGUGUUAACACAUAUAUACAGAGCCAAUGCAAAGCGCAGAUGAAAAAAAUGAUAUACAUAGUGAAUGUAAUGCUAAAUAAUGAAGGCAACAUUAUACAAUCCCACUGUGAACGUGCAGCAGGCAGUGGUAUUGAAGCACACUGCAAACAUGUGUCUGUGCUACUUCGUGCAAUAGAGGAUAUGAUCCAGACUAAAAGUAUUAUCCUGCAUCAGGUAUCAACACAAACCCUGAUGACUUUUAAAAAACCUUCAAAGGUGUUUUACAAAUCACCAAUCCAAGCUCAAAACUUGCCAUCUAUCAGCAAAAAAAGGAAAUCAAAUAUUAACUUUGAACCAUUGCCAAAGGAACUUGAGAUUGAAAAUUACCAUGAAUACGUAUGUAAUUUAGCUAUUAAUUUUGGAGAAACAAAAAUGCCUAUUUUGCAACUUAUCAGGCCAGCUAAUCCCUAUGGCAUGGACUAUGAUCAUAAUAUGUAUUCAUGUAAGACAAUGCAAGAUCAUUUACUUGAUAAUUUAUUAUUGCAAAAUGUGACACAAAAAAAAAUUAUGAAGUAGAAAAAUUAACAAGGGCUCAAGAUAAAUGUGCUGAAUGGCAUAAGUGGAGGUCAUAUAGGGUAACUGCAAGCAUGUAUUAUGCAAUUUGCCAUGUGCAAAGUGGGAAGAAACAAUUACUGGAAAAAAUAUUGAACCCUAAAAAAAUUUUAUCUUUUUUUUUUUUAUUUUACAUAUUUGUUAAAAACUUACACAGCAUAUUCUUCUAACUAAUGCAAUCAUAAACUCAGUGAGUUUUUCCGUGCAUCAUUAUCACUAUCAUUGACAGUAAUAUAUUUUUAUAAUUGUUGUGUACAAGGUAGAUUACAAUAAUUUAAAUAAUAUGAUAUUGUGUAUCACCUACUGAGCCGGCCGUCGCACUGCGUAUCGUUAAAAAGUAUAUAAUGCGGCGGUAGAUGUUAAUUACAAGUUGAAAUAGAGGCUGUUCCUAAGAUUUUUAAGUUUCUUUUACUUUAUUUUUUUUUUUUUUUUUUUUUGCUUAAUAUUGUAAGCACUUGUUUUUAAUGGGGUCUAAGUAUUU
This is a messenger RNA of Manduca sexta (tobacco hornworm), 1575 nucleotides long. RefSeq lists its product as uncharacterized. The transcript has 3 exons. The record is from RefSeq and is a predicted model, not a curated record. Bases 171 to 1058 code for a protein of 295 amino acids. NCBI's taxonomy places the organism in Eukaryota, Metazoa, Arthropoda, Insecta, Lepidoptera, Sphingidae.